This is a messenger RNA of Actinia tenebrosa (Australian red waratah sea anemone), 2107 nucleotides long. RefSeq lists its product as uncharacterized. Gene Ontology annotation, molecular function: GTPase activity; GTP binding. The record is from RefSeq and is a predicted model, not a curated record. NCBI's taxonomy places the organism in Eukaryota, Metazoa, Cnidaria, Anthozoa, Actiniaria, Actiniidae.
CGUAAAGACCUGUACUGGUCAUCACUGUUGUCUGGGGAAAUACCGAUCGAUACUUUGUAAAGCGACACCACUGAGUCAGUAGUUGUAUGUUUGCAUGAAUGAGAGAGAAAAGCACCGACUUCCUGUAAGGAUAGAUAUAUACUGAGCAUUGAUGCUUCUCAGUUGCUUUACGGGGACGAAAACGUCCAGUUCAAAAAUAUCGAUAUCAACCGUCUCCUGAAACUCCUUCUACACUUGCAAGACAUUAUCCAAAGGAACUGAAGUAAUCAUGAGACGAAGAAGAACCGCACAACAACAAACGACAGGCAAACCACUACGCGUCGUUCUACUGGGGAAAGAUGGUGUUGGAAAAUCUGCUCUUACUGUACGGUUCGUGACGCGACGAUUUAUCGGGGAAUAUGACCAGACUCUAGAAUCAACGUACCGACACACGCUACAGAUUGAAAACGAAGACGUGUAUGUGGACAUUAUGGAUACAGCUGGAGAGAAUACUGAUGGGAAGAUCAGACGCUACACACGCAGAGGCGAUCUGUUCAUUAUUCUGUACUCAAUCGUUGAUCGAUCAUCCUUUGACGAAGCGCGCAGCAUAGCAAAAUACAUCAAAGACCAUAGGAACAUAGAAUCAAUGUCUAUGGUGAUCGUGGCUACUAAAAAAGAUCUGGAUCACCUUAGGAGAGUCGAUAUUGAAGAAGGAAUCGGGUUCUCAAACGAACUGGAGUGUACAUUUUACGAGGUGUCUAUUUCUGAGGGCUACAUUGAAGUACAAGAGCUUCUUAAGGAGCUUUUGAAACGAGUUUUAAGUCAAAAGAAUGACAGAAAAGACACUUUAAAGAUUCCUUCGAUAAGCAUAAAAAGAUCACCGUCUUUAGAAAGAAGAAAAUGGGGUGUUGGUAUGUUUGAGAAACCGAAAUCUUAUUUUGAACGGAGCGAAGAAGAAUCUUCCCCUGAUGGCACGAGAAACCCAGGAAAUAAAAGCCCCGAAAUAACGAGAAGGAGAAAAGACAGCAACAAUAACAUACCAGAACAAUUAAAGUCACUUCAGGAAUUACACGGUUCAACAUCACCCGAAGAAACAAGCACAAAAUACAGAUUCAUGUCAAAAAAUAAUAGUCCUGUGUCACAGAGAAAGAAAAAUCCAUUUGCGAUCGAGAAAGUCAAAGGAGCUUCCUCUGCCAAUAAACUCAAACUUCAAAAGAUAGAAGAURAAAAUAAGACGAACCAGAAACCUAAAAUGUUCGCUCUCCAGAAAGUUAGAUCAGGGUCGGGGAACACAGAACUUGGUAAGACAACUGGGAUUUCACCAACGGAGCGUAGCGUGACUUGCACUGAAAAUAAUGACAAUAGCGAUGUUGUUGAACGGAGUUCGGACGACAAGCCAAAGGGACCUUUUCUAUUGAACAAGCUACAUAGUACUUCAACGGACAAACUUCGUUCAAAUUCGAGCCACGAGAGAUUAAGAGCGACGACAUCUUUUGGUAGAAUGAGAAGUGGAUUUGAAAGGACUUUCGGCAGRAAGAAAGCUAUCUAUCUUUAAUUCAAUUAUAACCUAUUUUGUAAAUGAUCGUAGUAUAGAAGCACAAAUGAAGUUAAAAUGUUUAAUAUAAAAUCGGCAGAUAUUAAAAUUUCUUAACUUAUUUUGUGUUUUUGGCGAAUGAUUCAGAAAGCAAUCUCCUCAUGAAAUAACAGACCGCUGAGGGCAAAUCCCAAAGCAGCUUAAUUUGGAGCCAAUAUAAAUAAAUGAAUGAAAAACGAGUGUAAGACUGGUAACGAGUACCAAGAACAACUGAAUUAAUGAUUUCAAAAAUAUAUUUUCAUUACAGGAAAGACCAUGUCUAAAUUAGUAAUUUCGAAAAGUUCUGUUGUCAUAURCAGUCAAUGUCAUUAACGUUGUCCACCAAAAAAAGACAUUUACACAUUUAGACAUUUUCCAAACGUCUGCGCAUGCUCUGCAAUAUGGAAAUUAGGAAAACGUCGACAAGAACAAGAGUGAUUUUGUUUGGCCCGUGAAACAAAAUUGUUAUGAAAAGAUAUUUGCAAAGGUUCGCAUUCAGUCUUUUUAGAAAAAUCUAUACUUUCGUUAUAUCAGAAUAAACCAUGUUUUAUUUUC